Molecule: messenger RNA, 1677 nt
Organism: Fonsecaea nubica
Lineage: Eukaryota; Fungi; Ascomycota; Eurotiomycetes; Chaetothyriales; Herpotrichiellaceae
Exons: 5
Coding region: 1-1677 (558 amino acids)
Molecular function (GO): oxidoreductase activity
Source: RefSeq, a predicted model, not a curated record
AUGCCUGACAUUUCCGUCGACGUUCUGGUCAUAGGUGCUGGCCCAACCGGCUUGGGCGCUGCCAAAAGACUCAAUCAGAUUAAUGGCCCAUCAUGGAUGAUUGUCGAUUCAAACGAGACUCCUGGCGGUCUGGCUUCCACCGACGUGACCAAAGAAGGAUUUCUCUAUGAUGUCGGUGGCCAUGUCAUCUUCUCCCACUACAAAUACUUCGACGACUGCAUUGACGAGGCGCUGCCGAACGAAGACGAUUGGUAUACCCACCAGAGAAUAUCCUAUGUUCGAUGCAAAGGUCUAUGGGUGCCAUAUCCAUUUCAAAAUAAUAUCUCGAUGUUGCCCAAGGAAGAUCAGGUGGUGUGCAUGGACGGACUGAUUGACGCCGCUUUGGCAGCAAGAGUCGCAAAUACCAAACCCCAGAAUUUUGACGAAUGGAUCCUGCGUAACACGGGUGUUGGCAUCGCAGAUAUUUUCAUGAGACCUUACAACUUCAAAGUGUGGGCUGUUCCCACCACCAAGAUGCAGUGUCAAUGGCUAGGCGAGCGCGUGGCAGCUCCAGAUCUCAAGGCUGUCACCAAAAACGUCAUACUCCAGAAAACCGCAGGCAACUGGGGCCCGAACGCCACCUUCAGAUUUCCAGCGCGAGAUGGCACGGGCGGCAUCUGGAUUGCCGUUGCUAAGACUCUCCCGGAAGAGAAGAAGCGCUUUGGAAAGAAAGGCACUGUCAAGAAGGUCAACGCCGACAAGAAACAAGUCCUCUUGGCCGAUGGCACCACCGUCCACUAUGAGAGACUCAUCAGCACCAUGUCUAUUGACUACUUGGCAGAGGCCAUGGAGGACGAGAAACUGAUCAGCUUGUCCAAGGGCUUGUUCUAUAGUAGCACUCAUGUCAUCGGUGUGGGCAUCCGAGGUACACGUCCCGAACGAAUUGGCGACAAGUGCUGGCUUUAUUUCCCCGAGGACAACUGCCCUUUCUAUCGUGCGACCAUAUUUUCCAACUAUUCCCCCUACAACCAGCCGCAAAAGAAUGUCAAGCUGCCCACGUUACAACUUGCCAACGGAUCUCGGCGCCAGAGUAUGCAGGCGAAAGAGGGGCCCUACUGGUCAAUCAUGCUGGAGGUGUCUGAGUCCAGUAUGAAACCAGUCGACCAAGACACCCUUCUCAAAGACUGCAUCCAGGGUUUGGUGAACACCGAGAUGCUGAAGCCCGACGACGAAAUUGUCUCGACCUAUCAUCGCCGCUUCGAUCAUGGUUAUCCUACACCAACUUUGGAGCGAGAAGGAGUGCUCAAGCAGAUGCUACCGGCUCUUUUGGAGAAAGGUAUCUACAGCCGCGGACGGUUCGGGUCCUGGAGAUACGAGGUGGGCAACCAAGACCAUUCCUUCAUGCUUGGUGUCGAAGCCGCCGACAACAUCAUCAACGGAGCGGUAGAGUUGACACUCAACUACCCCGACUUUGUCAAUGGGCGGCAGAACACAGAACGAAGACUGGUGGAGGGGGCAGCACUGUUUGGCAAGAAGGCAGGGAAUGGCAAAGUUGUGGUUGGUCGUCGUAUGACUGGCGGCAAGACGGAGCUGGGUGGGCGAAUGGAGACCAGCGGGAAAGAGGCAUUGAAUGCCAGCGGCGGGACAGCGACUGCAAUGAAGGACGGUAACUCGAGGGUUCUGAACCGCAACUGGUAA